ACAAAACUUUGAAAUUGUUGUGCAACUGUUGUAAAUUUAAACAAUUUCAGUAAUAUACCGUUUAUUAACUGUAACAGGGGUGUGAUCACAUUAUUAAUUAUUCUAAAUAUGGACGGUUAUUCAUCUUUUGGAUCUGGCUCAGGCUCGCCGACCGUAAAUAGUGAAACAAUCGGAGAAACAAUUAAAGUUCUUCAUUUACAAGCUGCAUUACAACAACAAGAAAUGCUGGUUCAGACCAUCAAUGACAAGUGUUUUAAAAUGUGCAUCAAUAAUCCAGGAUCAAGCUUGGAUGGCUCGCAACAGAAAUGCCUUUCAAAGUGUGUAGACCGCUACAUUGAUGCAUGGAACUGCGUCUCAAGAACUGUAACAAAUAAGAUCAGACAGCAAGCUCAGAUGAUGUAAAAUUCCACUUCAUAUUUCAAUUUCUAGACCAAGUGUUUUAGAUCAAUUUGGCACAAUCAUGUCAUAUUUGACUACAUUGAUUGUUGCAGUCUUUGUAUGCAAACUCGGCUGUGAAUUCACCUCUUAUAUAACUUGACAUAUGUUGUUUAAAGUCCUAAUUGAUGCAAAUAAACAUUUUAUAUGUAUG
Molecule: messenger RNA, 589 nt
Organism: Ciona intestinalis (vase tunicate)
Lineage: Eukaryota; Metazoa; Chordata; Ascidiacea; Phlebobranchia; Cionidae
Source: RefSeq, a predicted model, not a curated record